This is a messenger RNA of Fomitopsis serialis, 2886 nucleotides long. RefSeq lists its product as uncharacterized. The coding region runs from base 111 to 2708 and encodes 865 amino acids. The transcript has 6 exons. Gene Ontology annotation, molecular function: protein binding. NCBI's taxonomy places the organism in Eukaryota, Fungi, Basidiomycota, Agaricomycetes, Polyporales, Fomitopsidaceae. The record is from RefSeq and is a predicted model, not a curated record.
AUAUACACGCCACUACUUUAAAUAACACAUACUGAAAGUAUAUGAUCACUUGAACUCGAAGGCUUUCCGCACCGAUACUAUCAAUGACACUCGCUGUGCCGUCGCCCACGAUGUCUUCUAGGCCCAUCGAAGCUCAUUACAAGAACGCAGCUCGAUCGAAUCUACCGCACGCUCAACCCCGCACCGCUGGACAACAUGGAAAGGCGCACUCUCUCAGCUAUGGCGAAAGCAUCUUGCUUCGCUUUCCUUCCGAAUCGCUCACCCACAUCACUUCUUUUCUCGACCCCGACACUCUACUUGCGCUCUCCGGAACGAACAGGCAGCUGCACGCCCACGUAAAGGACGACAACACCUGGCGGCGCGCGUACGUCUAUCAGUUCCUCGGAAUCUCUCCCGAGAGCGAUCUCCGCGAUAAUGGCGACCAGAAGAACCUGAUGCUGCGUCGCGAAGAGAGCACCUGGAGGCGCGAAUUCGUGCUGAGGUACAAUCUGAAACGGCGAUGGGAGCGAUCUCGCAACCAGCCAGUGACGCACGUUCCCCACCACUCGAACGUCGUGUCCAUGCAUCUGAUGCCCAACACGACGCUCCUCGCCGCCUCGCUUCAGUACGGGAUCGCCGCGCGCUCCUACCCGCUCACGGGCAAGAUCCUUCGCGGCUACCUCGACGCGAGCGGCACGGCGAACGGGAUCGGGCUCGGGAACCCGAACCUCGAGUUCUCGCCACAUGUCACGGCGAUAGCGCUUGCGUCCGAGGGGCGCACGGCGAAGGUGCUGUGGGGGUUCCGCAACGGCGAGGUCGCGGUGACGACGGCGGUGCGCGCGAUGGACGGGAACCGCCCGUCCGCGGCCAAGCACGCACGGUGCACGGUGGAGGAGUGCCACGAGGCGGCCGUGUGUGCGCUUGCGUGGGGCACGGAGGUCGGCCAGGAAGGCCCGAGCGCGUUCGUGACGGGCGACACGCACGGGCAGGUGAAGCUUUGGGACGCCAAGAAGAUGAAAUGCCUGUGGACAUCGACCAAGAAGGAGGGCCUCGAUAGGGAUGUUUGCGCCAAGAUCGCCGUGGACGUCGCGCGCGGUGUGGUGGUCGCAGCCAUGGAGAGCAACAAGACCGUUGUGUGGUCCGGAUUCGGCCCCGUUCUGACCGGGGAGCGAGAAGUGCUCGAUCAUGGUCCGACCGAACUCACGAUACCCCCGUUCCCCGCGUUCAGCGCUGCGCAGACACCAGGCGCUUCUCGACAUCCACAUCUCGAACGCCAUGGCAAGCUCGGCCUCCUGGUCGCGUACAAAGGCGACCCUUACCUGUAUCGCAUCGACGUCGACCUGGACACGUCAGACAUCGAACGUGGCGCCCUCGGAGAUGGGUCUGCCGGUUCCGUGACCGUUGUCAAACCUGUGCUCGCUACGCAGGAGGGCGAGUCAAGCUUCCUGUUCGUAGGUGACCAGCUGGGAUGCAUUAGCAUCUUCAACUGGAAUGCCCCUUUGUUCUCAAGCCGGACGAGCAUCCCCCCGCUCCGCAAGAUUGAUGCACAUGAGGACGGUCCGGUCACCGCGCUUGCAUGGAACACGAUCGUGCUGGCAUCCGGCUCUUCUCGAGGCACAGUCAAGGCCUGGGACGCGUUGUCCCUCGCCCAUCUAAGGACUUUUCCGUCGCCCAGCGCUCGUCCUACCGUUGACGGCGAGCGGGAUGGUGUCACCCAGAUCUUGCUGGAGCGUACUGUGCUUCUUGCUUCAGUCGGGAGCAAAGUUAUGGCAUGGCAGGCCGGCCCGGUCGGCAAGGCGCACGCGAAGGGGAAGCAGGUCAGGGCCGUUCGGAACGCGGGGCUGGCCAAAUGGCAGCAGCAAAUCGAGAUGUACAGGGACAUCGCUGAGUCGCGCCGCGAUCUCGACGAGGAGCAGUCGCACACGCGUCGUGUGUUCGGCCGUGAGCGCGAGCAGCAGUCGACCCUUGCCCACCUCGGACUCAGCGAGGUUGAGGCUGUGGAGUAUGUGCUCAUGCUCAGCAGGGACGAGGCAGAGGGUCAGCGACCCCAACGUGCCCUGUCUUUGCCCGAGGAUGACGGUGUCUUCAUGGCCGAUUUUGACGAUCUGCAUACCCCCGUAUCCGGACCUUCGGCCUUCAUCGAGAACGCGCCGUCACCCGCAAUGUCAUCGCGCACGUCUUCGUUUUCAUCUCACUCUUACUCGAACAGCAGCAUCGUCAUCAACGGCCGCUCGCUGCCUAGGACGGUCCCGUCGCAGUCAAACCACAAGAUACAGGUAUCGCCGCGCAUGCGCCCGGAGCCGAUGGAGGCUGGCUUCGCUGGAAGUCCUCUAGACGGUUCUCUGUCGUCGUCGCUCAAUACCCAAACGAGUGUGUCUGUACCUUCGACGACGGAUCUCGACCAUUUCCCGCCAGUGAGUCGGACGCCGUCUUCCACCGGCAUCUCGGUCCCUUCCAUGCCUACAAGCCCCAGCGCGCUGCAGCGGUCAGGCCCUGGUAGUCCGGAGUCUUUGCGCGGCGCGUGGGCGAUACCAAUGUCAAGGCAGUCAUCCUCGUCGGCGCCGUCGCCCUCACCUGCCUCUGCGAUGUCUUCCCCGCUGCUUGUCGCGAGGAGGAGUUCGCCGCCCAACCAUGCGUCAACUGCGGGACCGUCGCUCAUCUCUGCCGGAUUGCGCUUCGCGAUAGAGUUGAGCCUCGCAGAAGCCCGCAGCCGCGGGGAGAGCAUUUGAACUCGAAGAAUAGUAUGAACCUUAGAGAUCAUGGCCAUGCAUGUGAUCUAGAGCUUUGCGACACAGAGAGAUAUGAUACGCCCUUGACAGUUGUUCGUAUGCCUGUUAGACUACAAGUUCCCUAUGCGACCUAUGAUUUGCCCGAUACUAUGCGCGAAGUCAAAGAUAGAUAGUAAUC